Messenger RNA from Cynara cardunculus var. scolymus (artichoke), 459 nucleotides. RefSeq lists its product as uncharacterized. The record is from RefSeq and is a predicted model, not a curated record. The coding region runs from base 1 to 459 and encodes 152 amino acids. Lineage: Eukaryota; Viridiplantae; Streptophyta; Magnoliopsida; Asterales; Asteraceae. The transcript is spliced from 2 exons.
AUGGCGAGCCCCGACUCAUGGGAAUGGAUAGAUGUUAUGAGCAUAGAGAUUGACUCCAUGUGUGAAAACCAAGUUUGGAACUUGGUGGAACCACCCAAAAAGGUACUACUUAUACGGUGGAAAUGGGUCUUCAAGAAGAAGAACGAGAUGGAUGGUAAUGUGAUUAUCAAUAAAGCCCGAUUGGUUGUGAAAGGAAAGGCAAAUGUAGUGGUCGAUGCUUUAAGUCGACAAGAGAAAAGUGGAACUAUCAAAGCUGUAGCUUUACGAGUCGAGUUACUACCAAGUAUUCAUGAAGAGUUGCAAGAAUUUCAGCACGAGUUAAUGAAGGAGGAUAAGGUUAAACAAGAAAGAUUAGGUGGAUUGAUAUCUGUAUUUGUAAAAGAUGACAGAGUUUUGGAAGUUUCAAAACAGAAUUUGGGUACGAUGCUAUGGUGGUCUCAGGAAACGUAUCUUGAGUGA